Psilocybe cubensis is the source of this 2655-nucleotide messenger RNA. RefSeq lists its product as uncharacterized. Gene Ontology annotation, cellular component: trans-Golgi network; Golgi membrane. The record is from RefSeq and is a predicted model, not a curated record. Bases 1 to 2655 code for a protein of 884 amino acids. Gene Ontology annotation, biological process: protein processing. The transcript has 5 exons. Lineage: Eukaryota; Fungi; Basidiomycota; Agaricomycetes; Agaricales; Agrocybaceae. Gene Ontology annotation, molecular function: serine-type endopeptidase activity.
AUGGCAACGAUGCUCGUCGCCUGGGUACUCCUAUCCUCUCUUCUGCUAGGUAUAACCGCUACCCCGACAAAACGUACAUACGACACCCACAAUUAUUACGUUCUUCGUCACAACCCAUUCCUCACUUCAGGGGCAUCGCUGGACGAUGUUGUACGAGCCUUGAAAGUCGAACUUGUAGAACAAGCCGGUGAACUUCAAGACCACUGGAUUGUCAAACAGCUCAAGGAUACACGCCUUACUACCAGAGAUGUCUCCGAUCCUGUGCUCUCUAGGUUUGAGGCAUUUAAGCGGCAAGCAGACUCGUCUCUGGAAAUACGUUCUGAGGAGACCCAGUUGGCUCAACGGAUUGUCUCCUCCGUGGAUUAUCUCUCCUUGCAAACUCUACGCCAAAGAACUAAGCGCGCGCCUCCGCCAAUAACCCCCUCCGCCUCCACCUCAUCGAAAGCCGUGGCUGCACGGUUUGGAAUAGAAGACCCAAUGUUUGGCAAACAAUGGCACCUUGUCAAUGAAGAAUAUCCAGAGCACAUGAUGAAUGUCACAGGUGUAUGGGAUAUGGGACUUACUGGUAAAGGUGUUAUAUCCUCUUUAGUAGACGACGGUUUGGAUUACGAGAGCGAAGAUUUAUCGUCCAAUUUUGAUGCUGACAAUUCAUACGACUUCAACGAUCACGAAAAACUGCCUACUCCCAAGAAUUACGACGAUCAUCACGGAACGCGCUGCGCAGGUCAAAUCGCGGCUGAGAAAAAUAACGUAUGUGGUGUGGGAAUAGCCUAUGAUUCUAAGGUUGCUGGUGUCAGAAUCCUUUCUGGCCCCAUCUCGGACGUCGAUGAAGCAGCCGCCCUUAAUUAUGGCUUCCAGAACGUGUCAAUAUAUAGUUGCAGCUGGGGCCCGCCAGAUAAUGGAAUGUCUAUGGAAGGACCGAAUUACUUGAUCCAGAAGGCAGUUGUUAAUGGAAUCAACAACGGAAGGGGAGGUAAAGGAUCAAUAUUCGUCUUUGCCAGCGGGAACGGCGCAGCUCAUGGGGACCAGUGCAAUUUCGAUGGUUACACAAAUAGCAUUUAUUCCGUGACGGUGUCAGCUGUCGACUACAAGGGCUUGCAUCCAUAUUACUCGGAGCCUUGUGCUGCGAACAUGAUUGUGGCAUAUAGCUCAGGCAGUAAUCAUCAGAUUGUUACUACUGACAAAGGUAAAAACGUUUGUGCGACGACUCAUGGCGGAACAUCUGCUGCUGCUCCCAACGCCGUCGGGGUUUUUGCAUUAGCAUUAGAAGCGCGUCCUGACUUGACUUGGCGGGAUAUUCAACAUCUUUGCGUUAAAACGGCUGAAGAGAUAAAUAAAGAUGAUCCGGAUUGGGAAAAGACAGCAAGCGGUCGUCGGUACAGUUACAAGUAUGGCUUUGGUGUUCUGGAUGGCUACAGAUACGUAAAGGCGGCCCAGACAUGGAAACUCGUCAAACCUCAAGCUUGGCUUGAAACCAAAACCAUUCAGCUCAACAAUGGGACUUUUGGUGAUGACAAGGUAUUCAAAGGUGGCGAAUUUAUACCUCCGAAUGGUAUUGAGAGCAAGAUGACGAUCACAAAAGAAAUGAUGGAAGAAAACAAUUUGGAGGCCCUUGAGCACAUUAAUGUCAGAGUUUGGAUACAACAUGCAUCUCGCGGAGAAGUGGAAGUUGAAAUCAUGAGUCCAAACGGAAUCAAGAGUGUACUUGGCGGACGUCGCACGGCAGACAGGGAUACCUCCGGAUAUCCUGGAUGGAUGUUUAUGUCGGUCAAGCAUUGGGGUGAAAAUCCUGUCGGGGACUGGACUAUCAAAGUGAAAGAUCAAAACAAUGCUCAAAGUAAUGGUUCAUUCUUAGGGUGGAAUAUGAUAUUAUGGGGGUCUACCAUUGACCCGACACAAGCAAUCAAGUAUGAAGUUCCCCUAGUAGCUGAUGUGUUACCUCCCGUCGAGGUUCCCCAUAGGCCGAUCAUUGUACUUCCUCCCACCACCACAACAUCAACUAGGCAACACCCUAAACCAACAGCGAACCUUCCGAGCGACCAUGCCGUGGCGACUGGAGAAAAUUCCAAGCCCGCUUUUUCCUCAGCUGCUGAAACUCAACCUUCACCAACAACUGCACCUUCUCCUCUGAUAUCUGGAACGCCUGACUUUGGCUGGUUCUCAGAUAUGUCGUCGCUGGUCACUGGCCAGAAAUGGUUUUUCGGUGCUCUAGGGGCUGUUUCAUUAUUUGGCAUUGGCGUUGGGGUCUUCUUUUGGAGACGCAGGGUGGCUCAGAAAGCGGCACAGUAUACUGCUUUAAACAAUGACAAUGACGUUUCAAUGUCUGCUCUGGGAACUUCAAUAUCUGGGGGACCUCGUACGACAAGGGAGCUCUACGAUGCUUUCGGAGAGGUGUCAGACGAUGAUGAUGACGAGACUACGGCACUCAGACAACCUCUGACACGCGGCGCAGACGGAAUCGGGUUCCAUUCAGGAUUCUUGGACGACGAUGAUCCUCCAACAGCAACUCCCGGUCAUACUCGAUUAUACCACGAUGAACCCAGCAAUCAUGAACACGAAACGCAAAUGAAAGCACGAGAUGCAUCGACACCUGAAGAAGUGAUUAGUCCAACGGGGAGUGCCGAUGGUAGCUGGGAGCAUGCUUCACGAGAGUGA